Grosmannia clavigera kw1407 is the source of this 1110-nucleotide messenger RNA. RefSeq names its product geranylgeranyl pyrophosphate synthetase. The coding region runs from base 1 to 1110 and encodes 369 amino acids. Lineage: Eukaryota; Fungi; Ascomycota; Sordariomycetes; Ophiostomatales; Ophiostomataceae. The transcript is spliced from 3 exons. The record is from RefSeq and is a predicted model, not a curated record.
AUGUCACAAAAAGUAGCACAAGCACAAAAGACACGCAAACCGCGGAAACCGUCGCCGGAUGCCUGGAUGUGGAAGGACGUAGCUGCCAACCAGAGUCCUCUCCUAUCCAUAAAACCGGCACAGCUCAACCCUGCAGCAACUCCGGUCACCAGCACUUCGAGAACCGAGCUGGUAUGCAGCUACAAUUGGCUGAAAGGCGACAAGCUGGCCAUCGUGGCCCCUGGCUUUGCUCCGGCAUGGAAGCCACCCCCCAUGCCGUCUACUUUGCCCCCAGACACUGGAUCUUUCUCCAUCGACCACAACGGGGCGCGCAUGCCACGAUUCCCAUUUGAGCCGCUGUUCCGUGCUGCCACCAUAGUGAACCCCAGCUUCCGCUUUGACGAGGUCGAUAUUGUCAUCAACCGCAACAGCCUGCGCAAGCUCCUUGACCUGUGCCGGGGCCGCGUCGAGACUGGCUUCCGCCUCGAACUGCUGCUGGUCGGCAACACGCUCGUCGUUCAGCGUUGCGAGCGCAAGGUGCGUGAGAGGCUUCGGGGCGGAAAUUCGAAGUGGAUGCUAGCUAUGAGGAAGACGGAAAGCCGAACGAAGCUGGCCAUCGCAGACAACGGUGGUCUAGCGUCUCCUGCUGCUACGGUUGUCCCGGCUGCUGGUUCCACGGGUAGUCUUCUGGCAACGCACCACGGUGGACGUCUGCAGCCACAGACGACCAUGGCCGAGAUCAAGUCUGCCAAUGAACGGAAGACCGGCGCCAUCUCCAAGCACAUGCCGCAGCUUUGGUUUGGUCGCACGCCCUGGCUGCUAGUCGGUCACCAUACAGAUGGCAUCUUCCGUAGCGUUAACGUCACGCACGCGGCUGCCCGCUUUGCUACCUGGGAUGCCAACGACACCAACCAGGCUGCCUUGCGCACACUCGCUGCCCUGUUGGCACAGCUGCGCAACGAUGUUCUGCAGAGGCUCCGCAACAACCUUGGAAUCGGUCCCGGCUAUGCUGUUGCCAUCUGUGAGAAGCAGUCAAAGCCUCGCACCAUCCAGAUAUACGCUCCAACAAAGGGCAAGAAGCAAGCGCUGCCAGAUGACUUGGUCAGAUACUUUUGGAGCUCGCCGGCAUAA